GCUAUGGGCACGCCGCUCCGGGGACCGAUGCUGGGAAGGCCUUCUGCAUGUUUUACGCCGUCCUAGGAAUCCCUUUGACUCUUGUAAUGUUCCAAAGUCUGGGCGAGAGGAUGAACACUUUUGUCAAGUACCUCCUGAAACGCAUCAAGAAGUGCUGCGGGAUGAGCAUCACAGACGUGUCCAUGGAGAACAUGGUGACCGUGGGGUUCUUCUCCUGCGUCGGCACGCUGUGCGUCGGAGCCGUCGCCUUCUCCCACUACGAGGACUGGAGCUUCUUCCAGUCUUAUUAUUACUGCUUCAUCACAUUAACAACUAUUGGCUUUGGGGACUUUGUGGCCCUUCAAAAGAACCGGGCUCUCCAGAAGAAGCCCAUGUACGUGGCCUUUAGCUUCAUGUAUAUCCUGGUGGGCCUCACGGUCAUCGGGGCGUUCCUCAACCUGGUGGUUCUUCGCUUCCUGACGAUGAACAGCGAGGACGAGAGACGGGACGCGGAGGAAAGAGCCUCGCUGGCGGGAAACAGGAACAGCAUGAUCAUCCACAUCCAGGACGAGACGCUGCCGAGGGGCCGGCGGCGGAGGGAAGCGUACCGACAGGAAGUGACUGAUCUGCAGUCGGUGUGCUCCUGUAUGCACUACCACUCGCAUGACUUCGGCAGCUCUGGGGGGGGGAUGGGAGGCCUGGGCUGUGCCUUCUCCCAUCAGAACUCGUUCAGCUCGCAGCUGAAUCCCAAUCAGUACUUUCACUCCGUUUCAUACAAGAUCGAGGAGAUCUCGCCCAGCACCUUGAAGAACAGCUUCUACCCGUCGCCCGUCAGCUCGGUGUCUCCGGGCCUCCACAACUUCACAGACAAUCACCAGCUGAUGAGGAGAAGGAAAUCUGUUUAAAGGCCUACACUGAGGACACUGAACCGUUGGCUUUAAUUCAAUGUCAACACAUUCACAUUAAGUUAAGAUAAGGUAAGAUGAGAUGGAACUUUAUUUAUCCCCUUGGGGUAAUUCAGGCGUUUAUAGCAGCAACAGUUUCAGAAUGAAAAACAGGAUUCACACAGGGUCAAAUAAAGAAUACAAAUUUAAAUAAUAAUACAACAAAAAUAAAGUAACUAUUGAAACAAGAUAUCACAGUAAAAGGUUGAGUAUUGGAAUGAACAUGUUAAAUACAUUACUGUAUUAGGUUAGCUGAAAGCAAUAAUAUGAAGUAAUAUUUGUUAUUUAAACUUAAUAUUAUAGCUUUUAAUUAAUGUUGUGUGAAAUCUGUUGACAUAAUACAUUUGAUUAAAGCCAGUGUUUCAGUUUUCUCAGUGUAACACACACAGGACAAACUAGUUGUUUUAUACACAAGGUCAAACAUUUCCAAUGCUGCUCCUUACCAAAUCUUAUUUCAGCACUUGUUUCCUUCUUUGGUUUGUGUGUAAUAUAAAAAGUAUUGUUGGGAACAGAUGAAGAACACUGUGCAGAACAGACACACUGCGGAGGAACAGCAUGAAGCAUGGAUGUCUAUUUUUUCAAGAGCCUGCUCCAUUUACAGACACUACAAGAUGACGUCCUUAUUUAACAUUUACACAACAGAAUCGUUAUAUUAACUUUGGUUACAUGCCAAAUGAUGCACACUUGGGGAAAUGCUAUUUUUCAAAAAGGGAGUAUGCUUGUUUCACCUUAACUUGAAGAAUUACUAUUCCAUUGCCUCACUGCAGACAGAGAUUUUAAAAUGACUCAAAGCAUCAGGUAUUGUUUUCUAUAAGCAAUCAUAUACUCCAAUGGUUUCGCCACACAUCAGGCCAAAAUAUCGUUGCCAAUAUAGCAUGUGCAUUAGAUGUCAUUUACCGAGUGUACCAUGGUUUUGUGACAUUCUUUAGUCUAUUUAUAGAACAGCCGUGUGUGUCUGAUUGUCUUGGAUUCAAAGGAUCAUGCUGCUGUUAUUAAUAUUUCACCCUUAUCUAGAGACAGAUCUCGCCUCAAGAGGUUUAAUUUCACCUUAGGCCUUUUGUAUAAUGAGACUGUAAGACCAUGCAACACUCUUAAACUAAUUUGCCUUUUUUUGGAGUCUGUAUUGGUUCUCUAUUUCUUUCCAUUGACAUUCAUACUCGAUAUCAGUUCUACUAAGCAUUGAGAUUUGUUCAAAUUCACGUUGAGCAGUCUAUAUAGAUUUAAAAAAAAACUUAUGGUCAAGAUGUAUGCAUCGGAGUGGCAUGAACCAAAAACAAAAUGGAUUCAGCUUUGAUUUAUUUGCAAUAACCUGAUAAAACUGAUGCCAAGAUAACCAAUACAUGAAGUAAAAAGUCUUAAUUUGAUGGGUAGAGUUUGGUUCGAACAUUGGAGCUGCUCCAAACUCAAAAUCAUUUUUAAAUGUGGCGUAAAUACAGCAGCAGGACAUACAUUUCUACACACUGUGUAUCCAUUAAAUUAUUUCACCAUUGGCCAAUAAUAUGCUUAAUAAUGAUGACAGGUGCCCAGUUCAAGCUCUGAAACACUGGAUCCUACAAUUCCCAUGAUGCAACUCCAUGGCAUCUUAACUCACUUUUUUUGCAAAUCCUACACAUCACAUGUGCUUUUCGGCUUCCAUUUCAAGUCACAUGCCUAAGCUUUGAUAUAUGUUUGAAUGUUUAAAGAGCUACACACACUAUACAACUGUAAGCUCAAAUUGGAAAAGUAAAAACUUAAUGUGAACGCUCUGAACAUAGCAGGUGGUCAGGUCGCUCCACACCCACCUUGGUUUGGGUGCAAAAGUUCUUCCUUUUGAGAAGCAUUAAGGGAGAUGUAUUUAAAACCGAUGAGUCAGGUUGAGGAAAGUGAAUUUACAGGUUCUUGGAAAAUGAUCAAGUGGCUCAAAUUAAUGAAGUGAAGUGUAAAAGGAUCACAAGGUGGAUUUUUCAUUUAACCUUCAGCUACCAAAGUGCAAUGAAACGACUCCGGCUGAAUUUAUAAGCAGUUUUAAUCAAAACCACAUGCAUGAUUAUUCCCUAAAGUCCUGCAGAGUAUGCAAUGCAUGGCUGUAGCAGCUGACCCUGGAUCUGCUGAUUAACCCGUCUCAGAUCUAACGGAGAUCUGGGUUCAGAACUGCUCACAGGGACAGAGAAGCAUGCAGAUCUAAACUGACAACUCUUGAGGUUUGGUUGCACUUUGGAGCCAUUAGGGAAACACAGCCUUGAUAAACACAUCAACCAGCAGUGAGUUAAUGUGAGCGGACAUCUGAGCAUCAAAGGAAAGCUUAAUAACUUCAGUAUGAUCCUUUUAUUUUCUGUAAAUUAUCAGAACGGGAAAGGGACAAUUUGUUUGUGAAAGAUCUGUGCAUGAACUUUGUAUGAUGAAUGCGGGAAAUAACUUCAUAAUCACUUUUAAAAGUAUUUUAGCGGCAAUUAGUCUUAUGAAUGAUUUACAAUACAAGCUGUUUAUUUUGCCAGCAGUUCUUAAAGGGAUACACCUUAAUUAAUUGGUCAUUCAAACUGUCUUACACUAAUAUUUGUUCUCAGGUUUGAAUGAAUCACCUUCAUUUGGGUUUGCUCUUGUAACACAAUGACUGAAGAGCAAGCGCAUCGGCCGAAUAAUAACGCUGUACAUAUCGAGUCCUGGUUUUUCUGAGAAAUGAGAUGCAUCAUCUCACUGAGGCCCGUCUGAUGCAGAUUCACCAGGAGUCCGUUUGCAUUAUGGGCUUCAUUUCUGACAGGGUUUGAAAAUAUUACGGCAAUCCUGGAUAUUUAUACUGUAUUGAUAUCAGGCCUGUUUUAAAGCCCAAUGCUCCUUUCUGUCAAAUAUAAUGCCAGCUGUCAAAGAGAACAUCGUCACUGAGCUCCUACGGAUUCAUUAUUUCUAAAGGCCUUUUAAGAUGUAAUGUAUAUAUCACUUGUUUGUAAAGACUGGAGCAGCUUUUUUUAAGUUAUUCAUGCAGGGUUGGAAGCUAUUUAAUUCCCUUUUUGCAAUUUCUACCCUUCAAAAUCACUGGAAAACCAAAUUUCUGCACCAUGACUUUCAGUAUCAGUAUUCUUUGCAGCCUUGUGUUUAGCUUCUGUUCAUUUCCUGGGUAGCUGAGCAUGCCUCGCAAGGUGAAUGCCACUCUGUUUGGGAAAAUGGUAAAAUGCCAUGGAUCCCAUUCAGUCGUGACGGACAUAACCAGGCAUGGAGUCCGCGAGAUAAGCCCUGAAAGCAUUGUUUCAUUCUUGGAACUAUACGGUCUUAUCUAAGUAUCCUGUACAAUAUGUUUAUAGCAACCUUUGGAAUAAAAAGGCCUUUUCAUGGCUGAGAUGCAUAUGUAUUUUUACACAUUAGCAUACGUGCCUUGAAGAAACAGCAGUCAGUGUUUCUGUUGGAGUACAGGGCACAUUAAGUAUGGUUGGUCUGUCUGUGCUUUAGCGAGCCGAUUUUGAGAAGUCUGGAGCGCAGACACGGUUAAUUUAUAGACAGAUCUCAUGACAAUAGAUUAACCCUAACCCCUAACCCCAACCCAUGACUCAAUAACCUAACUCAAGUCCACUAUACAUCUUAAACCGCCAUCGUCUAUAACCACAAACACAACCAGCGCCAAAACAGACUGAAUUACUACCUUAAUUUUAAAAUACAUAACAAUCCUAUAACAGUUUAAGAAAUACUUCUAAUCAUAGCAACUUGGGUCUUCCUUCCAACUUCUGGUCAUAGUUCAAUCAGUUUAAAUAAUAGUGUAGUCACCAAGGUAAUUGCUGAGAUUGAGGAAUGCCACACAAUUGCUUAAAAUGCAUUCAUAUGGAACAAUACACAUAAGCAGGUGGAUGAUUAGACUGGUUUAAUUAAAGGUAAUGCUUUUGAUAUACUCCCAAAAAAUCACAGUAAAAGUCCAAAAACGGACAGUUAUUUGAUCUUGCUACAAGUUUGGACUUUUAGGCAAAGCUUGAUGAUUGUCCAGAACUAAUAAAAUACAUGAAUCAAUUAUGUAGGUGAACACGUGCACUGUAGUUUAUCAUGAGGUUAUUUUUCACAUAGAAUCUGGAAGCUCUGAAUGGCUCAAGAGAGAAAAAUAAAUCUGGUAAUCAAUUUUCUGAAAUAAAUAGUUUUCUCUCCCCACCUGUUUCAGAUUUCAAAAUGAAAUUAGAAUGAGUUUCCUGGCAUAGCUUGGUUUCCCCCACCUGUUCUAAACAUUUUUGAUCAGACUUAAAAAAUGGAUCACCGGUAGUGUUUUUCCCCCUUGUUGUAGUCGCUUCUGUACAAUGUGUAUUGAUCCAUCUGUCUUCAAAAAUCCUCAACAAAUACACUUGUAAUCUCCUGUUUGAGUAGUUUGUGGUGAUGACACUACAGGAUGCAACUGUUUUAGGAAGUUUCUUCAACUCUCUACCUCAGGGGUGUCAAACUCAAUUUCAACUCGGGCCACAUUAGCAUCAUGGCAAGUUUUAUAUAAGACUAUAUAAGAAUAAAUAUAUAAAUGUGUAAUAUAUAUAAAAUAUGAUAUAACAUUAUUGCCUCUGCAUUGGUUUAUUAUCGGAUAGGGUAAUAACUUCAUAAUUAACUACGUCUGAAAGCAGAAGUCUAGGGCAAACAAUUGCAUGUCACAAAAUGAUUUAAAAAGAAAAGCCGAAUUCUGGAGGAAAAAAAAAAGUGAAAUUUCGGGGAAAAAAGUCUAAUUUGAGAUGCAUUGUGGGACAUGUAGUUUAUGGGCAAUGUGAUUCUGUAAAGCGACAUGUAACCGUAAUAAACAUAUUAUAAUUUUUGCAAGCUCCUGUGGGGCCACAUGAAGUGAAGUCGCGGGCCGGAUUUGGCCCCCGGGCCUUGAGUUUGACACCCCUGCGUCUACCUGUUUUUAAAUCUGCAUUAUUAUUAUUUUUGGCCACUUGGGGGCGGCAGAACAAGCUGAACCCAUGCAUUGACAUAUAAUAAAGUUUAUAUUUAUAUUCCAUUAAGACUCAUGUAUCUGGAGACCAGAUGAAUGUAAGCUCAUUUUCCAACUUCCUUUCUGCUCUGUUUUGGUCUCCUGAAACGAAAUACACCUGAAUUCUUACUCGAUAUUUGAUUUGUGGUGUUAAUUAGCUAGUGGCUUACUCCGCAGUGGCUUUAUUUGUAUCUCCAUAAUUUGUUUUUAAGUAAUCCGUUUGAUCUACUCCCUACACAACUCUUUUUUCAUGGUUUGACUGCUCAUUUUCUUCCUAGACCUUGUUGUUGUGGUUGUGUUGUUGUUGUCGCCUUGUUCCAUGGUCUCAGCUACUACUUUAGUGAAUGCAAUGUUAUUAAAACCAUUGAGAAUGAUGGCCUGGAGAGCAAAAAGAAAACCCAAGUUGGAAUUAUCCUCGAGUCUUUUCCAAUACUGAUAGGGUUAAACAAACAUCUACCUAUAACAACAUCACUGAUCCGUGUCGUCUACCUUCCAUUUUACUUCACUUUUCCAAGCAACAUUUUGGGGAAUGUAUCAGCCAUAAUAGAUCAUUUGGUUCCGAGAGGAAGCAGCAAACAAACUCAUUUGCUUUUCAUGAGCUGCAAGUCAGAUUGUUUGUCAUACCCCUCCCACACGCUCGCAUAUUACUCAGAUGUGUGUGCCAUCAUGCCACAUGUCAUAUUGAUGGUCCUCGACUGAAUGUUAUUCUAUAACACAGAUGGCACAGAGAUACAGCCACACGCCACAUCCCUCGCCAACUAUCUUAGUGUUUCCCUGCCACGUGGCAUCAGAACGACCGCGAAGGUGAAUUGCAUCUGCAUUUCGUACAUGGCUGCUUCUUCUACUGCAUGUGGCAGUAUGUGCGGGCCAUUUCUCUGUCAACAGUGCCAUGUUUUCCGACAGGGACAAAGAGACACAAAUUGCACUACUAUCUGUGUUAUACAAUAAAAUAGAAAGGCUAUGUUCCAUAACUUCUCUUUGUGAAAUAUCAUUUGCAAUAGGUUCUUCUGUAGGUCUGAUGAACAAAUAAUACCAUGUACCAUAUUCCUUACAGGAGAUUUUUAUAUCCCAUUUCGUUGGCAUCCUCGUCCAACCAAACGACGUCUUCUGUCACACUUUUGAAACUGAUGUCUGUACAGUACACUCCGGUGUGGGACUCGUCUCUUUUCACCACGUGGAGAAGAGAUUGUUGAGAGUGACAUGAACAUUUUACAUAACAUUUGUAUGUUCUCCUUUUUCUGUAUUUUCUUUUCUUUUGGUGCGUGUGUGUGCAUGAUUUGGUGUGGAUGACUCACUGGGUAACACAGCCCGAGUGAAGCCAUAUCACACUUGAAUAAAAAUGAUGAGCCUCCUUCUGAAA
Gymnodraco acuticeps is the source of this 7186-nucleotide messenger RNA. It is a transcript of the gene kcnk9, whose product is annotated as potassium channel, subfamily K, member 9. The annotation marks the transcript as partial. NCBI's taxonomy places the organism in Eukaryota, Metazoa, Chordata, Actinopteri, Perciformes, Bathydraconidae. Gene Ontology annotation, cellular component: membrane. The transcript has a single exon. Gene Ontology annotation, biological process: stabilization of membrane potential; potassium ion transmembrane transport. Gene Ontology annotation, molecular function: potassium ion leak channel activity. The record is from RefSeq and is a predicted model, not a curated record.